This is a messenger RNA of Rhodotorula toruloides NP11, 2352 nucleotides long. Its product is annotated as chromatin structure-remodeling complex protein Rsc1. NCBI's taxonomy places the organism in Eukaryota, Fungi, Basidiomycota, Microbotryomycetes, Sporidiobolales, Sporidiobolaceae. Gene Ontology annotation, cellular component: RSC-type complex. The coding region runs from base 1 to 2352 and encodes 783 amino acids. The transcript is spliced from 12 exons. Gene Ontology annotation, molecular function: protein binding; chromatin binding. Gene Ontology annotation, biological process: chromatin remodeling. The record is from RefSeq and is a predicted model, not a curated record.
AUGCCGCUGCCUCCGCAGGUCCAGCAGGCGCUCGAGAGCGUCAUCGGCUCGAUCUACAACCUCCAGACGUCCGCUGGCGGUGGCUACAAGCGCUACUACUCCGCGAUCUUUCGCGACCUCCCCGACCGCUACGAGUACCCGGACUACUAUGUCGUGAUCAAGGAACCGAGAUGUCUGCACGGAGUACUCGAGACCAUGCGCCGAGGAGCGUACACUAGCGCCCAGGCUGUCGCCUUCGAUCUCUUCCUCAUCUGGUCGAAUGCGCGCGAGUACAACGAGCAGGGCAGCCUCGUGUACGCCGAUGCGGACAAGCUCGAGGACUACAUGGAGCGACUCUGGCGUGAACGAUGUCCGCCUCUUCCCCCGUUCGAAUCGCUUCCCCACCCCGGCGCCGCUGCUCCGUCUACCGUCGCUCCGACACCAGUAGAGCCCGAGCGCAAGGUUAAGCGGAUCAAGCUGACCGGGUCGCUCGGGUCGUCCGCUGCGAGUCCAGGUCCCGCCGCGCACACUCCGACAACGCCAAGCGCGCCGGGCGCGACGAAACCUACGCUUACGAUCAAGCUCGGCGGCAAUCGUCAGACGGCUGGGGCGGCAGGCGGAAUCGGUGCAAGUGGUGCAGGACUUCCGCCGCUCCCGACUCUUCCGACGUUGCCAACACUUCCAGCGCACGGGUCGGAGAGGCUGCAGGCGACAGGAGGGUACGGCUCGUCUCAAGCGGAAGCAUCCACAGCGCGGGCUGUCAAGGCGGAGAGCGCUGGGCCCGACGGCGACGAAGCGCCCUCGACCACGCCUGCUGUUCCGACGGUCCCGGAUACCGAGUCAGGCUGGAUGGGCGGAGACAUCGGUGGAGAGCCGGCGCAGGUGUACCGAGGUAUCCUUGCCAAGAUUCGAACGUAUACCGAUGCGAGCGGCCGACCACUCGCAACGCCCUUGAUUGACAUUCCGGACCGAGAAGCUCGCCCAGACUAUUACGAGCUCGUGUCGGACCCAGUGUCACUCAACACCAUCGAGGCAAAGGUGAAUGCCGGCGGUUACUCGACUCCCGAAGCCUUCGACCGCGAUUUGCACCACUUGUUCGCCGUCGCCAAGCUCUUCAUUCGUCCCGAAUCGCCCGGAACGAUUUACACCGACUUGAUGGUUCUCCAACGUCUGUACCAGGAGCUCACCAAGCGCGUCUCGCCUCUCUCGCGGACCGCCGAGAUCAGCGACGCUGCAGCUCUCGCGUCAGUGGGCGGCGGGCCCGGAAAUGUUCAGCACGCGCGGGGAGACGAGGGCGCGAUCGGCCUGGACUUGAAGAGCCGCGCGACGACUCGGCCAACCACGAAGGACAAGAUCUUUCUCGACAGCAUCAAUUUCAAGGGCGAAGUCCUAAAGACUGGCGAUUGGGUACUUCUCCUCAAUCCGGAUUCCCCUGGCAAGCCGAUCAUCGCGCAGAUCUGGAAGACGUACAGGCGACAAGACUCGCCACAACGCUGUCUCUCGGUCUGUUGGUACUAUCGACCCGAGGAGACCGUGCAUCCCGCCUCACGCACUUUCUACGAGAACGAGGUCUUCAAGACGGGCGUCUUCAUGGACCACAAUGUCGAGGAUUUCCUCGACCGCUGCUUCGUCAUGUUCUUCACCCGCUACACCCGCGGACGACCGAAACCGCCGGCAUGGACCCCUUCGAUUCCGCUCUUUGUCUGCGAGCAUCGCUACAAGGACGAUGUCAAGGCGUUCAAGAAGAUCAAGAGCUGGGCGUCGUGCAUUCCCGAGGAAAUCCGCGUGCACGAGUACGACUUUGAGCCGUUCGAGGACGGACGCGUCGAGCAGCUGACGCGAGUCAAGAGUCCCUUCGUGCGUGGCAUGGCUGGCCCGGGGCGUCUUUCCGGUGCGGCCGCAUCCGCGCCGGCUUACCAUUUCUCGCAAGAUGGGAAGCCGCAGACGGCGGAAGAGGCCAAGGCGACGGUGCCCGAAGCUCGCGCGCAUCCGGCCUCGUCUCUCGCUCCGACAGUCGCACAGCCGACGGCCGGCUUCGACACCCCCGCGCCCGUCCCUCAGCCUACCUUCCCGUCUCUCGCUGCACAAGCUCCCGUCAUACCAUCUCUCUCAAGUCUGCCGCCCUCGUCAUCCGACUUUGCCGUCGAGCCGGUCGGCGCUCCCUCGCCUGCCAGUACACCAGCCGAGCAAGCAGCGUCGUUGGAGGACUUUGCCCCGCUACCCGCGUCCCUGAAGUCGAAGUUCCGCAGCGACGCGCUCGGCGACGUCCUGUGGUUCUCCGCACCGGCCGCCGUCGUCGCGCCUAUCGCCCGCCCCGCUCACUCCCUCGAAUACCUCUACUGGCGUGCCCAGCAGCGGCAGCAGCUCGCCUGA